This is a messenger RNA of Pneumocystis carinii B80, 736 nucleotides long. RefSeq lists its product as hypothetical. The transcript is spliced from 4 exons. Gene Ontology annotation, biological process: protein transport to vacuole involved in ubiquitin-dependent protein catabolic process via the multivesicular body sorting pathway. The record is from RefSeq and is a predicted model, not a curated record. Gene Ontology annotation, cellular component: ESCRT-0 complex. Gene Ontology annotation, molecular function: protein binding. The coding region runs from base 46 to 690 and encodes 214 amino acids. NCBI's taxonomy places the organism in Eukaryota, Fungi, Ascomycota, Pneumocystomycetes, Pneumocystales, Pneumocystaceae.
UCUCAGAAUUACUCGGAACGAAAAGAAAUAGGAAAUAGUCAAAAUAUGACGCAAACAGAUAAUCAACAUAUAUAUACUCAAAGAGAAGAGAAUUCUAAGGGGAUAUGUACAAGAACGAGUGUUGGAUCGAAUGUAGCAGAAAUUACGUCAAAAUUUCAACAAAAUGUAAAUGUAGCUACAAUAUCAUCUCCACCUCAAGUUAAACAAGCACAAGAGAAUAAUCAUAUUACAAGAGCGCCAUUACCAUCAGUUCCAAAGAAAGCGAAUGUUACGGGAAUUUUUCAAGCAGAAGCUUUAUAUGAUUAUGAAGGGGAAGAUGAAGAUGAUCUUACGUUAAAAGUUGGGGAUAAAAUUAACGUUUUGGAAUAUGUAAAUGAAGAUUGGUGGAGAGGAGUAUGUAAUGGUAAAGAAGGGAUUUUUCCAGCUAAUCAUGUGAAAAAAAUACAACCAUUUGUAGCUAAUGAAAGGGUUACAUUAUCACAUUUAUCAUCCCAAGAUCAUGGAUCUCAAAAAGAACAAACAUAUUCUCAAAAAGGAUAUUAUGGAUAUCAACAACCCUCUCAACCUCAAACACAGCAAUAUAAUUCUGAAAAAAAAGUCAUUUCUAAUGUAGGAAAAAAAUUUGGUAAUGCUGCUGUUUUCGGUGCAGGUGCUUCUGUCGGUUCACAUAUCGUCGGCGGUAUAUUAUAGAUCUUUAUUCUCUUCAAUUUACCUUAGCUGAUCUAUAUUUAUCUAA